This is a messenger RNA of Humulus lupulus (European hop), 1448 nucleotides long. RefSeq lists its product as uncharacterized. The transcript has a single exon. The record is from RefSeq and is a predicted model, not a curated record. Lineage: Eukaryota; Viridiplantae; Streptophyta; Magnoliopsida; Rosales; Cannabaceae. Bases 83 to 802 code for a protein of 239 amino acids.
CCUGCUCGAUAGCAGGGGGAGCCAGCCCUAAUAUAUAAAGAUAUACUAAUUUUUAUAUAUAUAUUUUCAAUCUCUCUCUGCCAUGGAUGAUCAAGAAUCACCAUCAAUAUUAUCAGAGAACAACAACAACAACAACAUUGAUCAAAAUACUAAUAAUGAUGACUUAUCGAAUAAGCCCAAGGGUUCUCCUCCGUCUUCGGCCGUCAAGAAACGACGGGGAGCGGUGCAACUGAUCAAGGUGGCGUUGUACAUGAUCCGACGUCGUUCCGGGAAGAAUAAGACGGUGGAUGUGACGUCAUCAGGAGGGAGCAUUUGGAACUGCCUUGUUGGAUCCAUGCGCCCUUUGCAUCUCCAGAGCCAUGGCUCUCCAUGUCAUCGUCACUCCAUCCAUGAUGAAAACGACGUCGUUAAAUCAUCAUCAUCACCAUCACCAUCACCAUCACCAUCAUUGAUUCAGACGGCAGCGUCACCGAUGUCUCCCGGUGCCUCGAGCUCCUACUCCUCCUCCUCCUCCGACGAUGAGAUGAGUCGCUACGCUUCGGCGGCGAAUCUUCAGGAGCUCGAUACCGAGAGCCGCUACGCCUCGGCAACGAAUCUUCGGGAGCUUGAUAAUGAUGAUAGCGAAUGUGAUGAUCGUAAAACUAAUAAUAAUAAUAAUUUGUACGACGAAAAUGGUGGAGAUGAGAUGAUUGAUGUCAAGGCUGAAGAGUUUAUUGCUCAAUUCUACAAACAGAUAAGGCUUCAGCGCUUGAACUCAAUGGAUCGCCAUUACAAUGAGAUGAUUCAGAGGUCAAUUGGUUGAAAAUGGUGACCAAAUCAAGGGGGACAGUACAGGUCAUUUUGCACGUACGUCGUUUUUUUUUCCUUUGCAUGCGUGCACGUCGAGUUUUUUAUCUUUCUUUUAUCUCAUUUUUUGGUCAUUUCUUUUUGUUUGUUUGUUUGUUUAUUUAUUUAAUUUUAAUUUUAAAAUUAUGGUAAUUUAUUGUUCAUUAUGGGUCAAGGGAUUCUUGUCGAUUGAGUGGAGGAAAAUACAAAAAUCUUGUCUGGGAGGCUAUGGGCAUGGGCUGGUGCUGUAUUUGAGGGGAAAAUUUGUCUUUUUCUUAUUUAUAAUUAUUUGUAAUUUUUUCUAUAGUUAAUAUUAGUAUCAGUUGGGGUAGGGAAUCAAUAGUUGAAGAUGUCUUUGUGAUGUUACGUAUUCUCUUUUUGUAGCCUUGUUAUUAUUUUUUUUUUUUUUUUGGCAAUUCAAGUCAUGUUUGGUUGAGGGGAAAACAAAUAUAGAAAUUUAUUUCUUUUUAGUUGCAAUUUAAAGAUUUUGCAUGCCAUUAAAUAGUAGAAUUAUUAAUACAUUUUUAUUAUUUUGGUAUAACGGCUAUUUCAACAGAAAAAAAAAAAGAAACCAGUCCAAUAUGAAUUGUAUUCCGAUCUUAUUAUGAUUCGUCUUAUUUUAU